AUGAAUGGAAAUAGGCAAGAAAUUCCGAGUAGUGAACUAUUAAAAUCUCAUUUUAAUACUGUAUCUAUAGAUUCAAAAUAUGAAUUUGAAGGUCUUGCAAACCGUAAUUCUUUAUCAUAUAUAGACACUUACGGUUUGGCUCCUUUAGAAACAAUGGAUACAAUGUUUAGAGGUACUUUAAGAUAUAAAGGCUUUUCAGACUUAAUGUAUGCUUUUUACAAACUAGGAUUACUUGAGACUGAUCGUUCAAAUGUUUAUCAUAAUUCAUGGCCGGAUUUCUUUGAUUACAUACUUUUUAAUUCAUCUCUUGAAAAAAAGCCGGUAAUGGAAUCAAGAAUUUAUAGACUUGAAGAAUUAUUAGGUUUACCAAAAAAUCACCAUAUGAUGGAAAAAGUUAUUGAUGCUUUAACAAAACUUUCACUAUUACAAGACGAGCAUACAACAACUACUAAUUUAGUACAACCACCAAAAAUUGGUUCAUUAUCACCACUUGAUACAUUUUGUAUAUUGCUUCAAGAUAAGCUUAAAUAUAAUCCUGGAGAGAAAGAUAUGUUAGUUUUAUAUCAUGAGUUUGAAAUAAAGCUAAAGAACGGAAAUAAGACAAUUAGAACAUCAUCAUUAAUAUCCGAAGGAAUUUAUGGAUCAUCUGAAGCAUAUACAGCAAUGGCAAAAACUGUUGGAUUACCUGUUGCAAUAGCAACUGAAAUGAUUGCCAGAGUAUUGGCUCCAACUCUACCUAAUAUUUAUAAUCCAAUACUUAAAAAGUUGGAUGAAGAAGGUAUAAAAAUUAAAGAAUCUACUAUUCAGAAGGGAAUGAGAGAAAAAUUAGAAUGGAAGGGAAGUGGAAUUUGGAAUCAGAGCAUAUCACCUAUUUUUAAUACCUUACAUA
Molecule: messenger RNA, 889 nt
Organism: Scutellospora calospora
Lineage: Eukaryota; Fungi; Glomeromycota; Glomeromycetes; Diversisporales; Gigasporaceae
Source: the annotation of a GenBank genome assembly